AUGGCUCCAACAUACUCCCCUGGCCAAAGCGACUUCGAGUACUACUGUAAGCAGGGGGAGAAGGGUGUUCCUGCACAACUGGAGGCUGCACCCCCCCCCCCAGAUGCUUCCAUCUAUUCAAAAGAUGACGUGGUGCUGGAAGUUGAGAACACUCUCAUCUGUCAUGUGACUGGACUCUUCCCUCCACCUGUCAAUAUCUCCUGGACUAAAAACAAUCAGAUUGUGACAGAAGGCACGAGUCUAAGCCAGUAUCGCAUAAAUAAUGACGCCUUCAACAUCUUCUCCUCUCUGAUGUUCACGCCUGCAGAGGGAGACAUUUACAGCUGCACUGUGUUCCACAAAGCUCUAGACAGCCGUUUGGAAACUAAAACAUGGGAGGUGGAUGUUGCGGUGCCCAGUGUUGGUCCAGCUGUGUUUUGUGGAGUGGGUCUGGGUCUGACUCUGGGGAUACUGGGAGUCGCAGCUGGAAUGUUCUUCCUCGUUAAAGGAAACAACUGCAACUGACUGCUCUGGUUUAAAAGUCAACACAUUCUUGUUUUGUAAUUCAGAUUCUUUGUACUUCUAAUUAACAUUAUCCUCCAAUGAAAAUUCUGUAAAUAAAACCUUUUGGUACUAAAAACAAUAUUUUUUUGUACGGUUCAUGACAAACAAUGUUCAAAUUUGGCUGGUGUUGUAGUC
Molecule: messenger RNA, 678 nt
Organism: Sinocyclocheilus grahami
Lineage: Eukaryota; Metazoa; Chordata; Actinopteri; Cypriniformes; Cyprinidae
Product: H-2 class II histocompatibility antigen, A-Q alpha chain-like
Source: RefSeq, a predicted model, not a curated record